Messenger RNA from Coregonus clupeaformis (lake whitefish), 1741 nucleotides. Its product is annotated as gasdermin-E-like. The coding region runs from base 254 to 1573 and encodes 439 amino acids. Gene Ontology annotation, cellular component: cytoplasm. The record is from RefSeq and is a predicted model, not a curated record. The transcript is spliced from 9 exons. Gene Ontology annotation, biological process: programmed cell death. NCBI's taxonomy places the organism in Eukaryota, Metazoa, Chordata, Actinopteri, Salmoniformes, Salmonidae.
UUAUAUAUGGGGAGAGGAUGUUUAAAAAGGAAAGUAACAUCUUUAUAAACACACACUAUGAUCGGUGAAACCUGCUGUGCUGGUUUAAAGUACUAAAAGAGCGGAAAUUAAAUUGUUUUCAACUGAAAGGCGAUGCCCAGAGUUACCCAUGAUGUUACACAGCGAUUGAAGUCAAUAAUUGUCAGAAUCUCUAGGACCUGGAGGAAGAAACUGUGAAAACCUGCCAGAAACACGAUCCACCACAAUCUCUCAGAUGUUUUCCAAAGCCACAAAAGCCUUCGUGAAGGACACAGAUCAUGAUGGACGCCUGAUCCCGGUGUCCAGUCUGAAUGACACAGACAAACUGAAUCUCCGAUCACUCAUUGUCAAGACCAGGCACAGAUGCUUCUGGCAGGAACCCAAAUACCAGUCCCCUGGCUUUACGCUCAGUGAUGUCCUGAAGCCAAGAGAGCCUGGAGACGCACCUUUAAGCCCAACUGUCAAGGAGUGUGACUUUGUGGACUACAGUGGGACAUUUGGUGACAAGAAAGAAAUGAACGCAGACGGAAACGUGCAGGCAAAGGUGGCUGAUUUCAAACUUACCGUGGGAGGGAAAUGGUUCACCAAACAGAAGCUGUCCCUUGGCAGCCUGAACAAAGAGAAGGUUGAUGUGAAGGAGUUAUAUAACUACUCAAAAGACAGAGUUCUGGACAUGUCCCAUCCUGUGAUCAAGCAGACCCGUGUGAAUCCAAGGGCAGUGUUAGGCGUCUUGACGGAGAGGAUUAUGACGUCACUACCUUGCCCGGUCACAAACAAUGUCCGGAUGCACGGCAAUGUAGGAGCCAACGUGAGCACCUGUGUGGCCCUGAGAGGGAAGGCCUCUAUGAAGCAGAGCGGCAGUACUCAGACAGAUAGUGAUGUGUCACUGGGUACUCCUGCAAAUACUGUCAUGGCCUACAGUCUGAUUGAACUCUUCGUCAAAUGCAAUGGACAGUUUGAACUGGAGAAACUGAGUAGUCAUUUCCGGCUGCUGUCAGUCCUGCCAGCGGCCAAACGCUCCUCUCUGCUCCAGCUCCUCAAGACAACCAUGGAGGAUGGAGAGGCAGUCAGUGUGCUGGAGAGUGUGCUGGAUCGGACUUGUGAUGGUGAGACUCCUGACCUGGGUGAUCUGGAAGAGUCUGAGAGGGAGACAGUCCAGGCCAUACUGGAUCUUGUAGACCAAUGUGUUGGGAAGGAUGAGAUCAGAUCCUCACUUCUCACUGCCAUCCACCUCAUUGUCAGUGCCAUGGACGGAAUGACAGAUGAGGGUCUCUCUGUGUUGGGAUCCUGUUGCAGUCCUCCAGUCUUACAGGCCCUGCAGAUCCUGGUGCAGCAUGUGGCAGCAGGGAGUGGGGAGACCCUCUCUCUGAGAGAUGCAGGUCUGGCUGUUCUGACUGAGGAGGAGGUGUUUGGGAGGACAGAGAGUCUCUUUGGUCACUCUAAAGUUACACUGAAGAGAGAGGAGGACACACUGAGGACAGAGAUGAAGGACCAGCCUGGAUACCUUCCUCUUGUCAUGAGUAUCACUGUGAAAGGCCUGGCUUCUUUAGUGUAAGCUGAGAGUGAGUGAGUGAGCUAGAAAAUCCUGUUUGAACUGAUACACUCACGAUUCCAUUCCAUGUGUUACUCUUGCACUAGUUGAGCUAAAGAACUAGUGAACAACAAUGUAUGUAUUGUAGUGUCUAAACAGUUUAUGACUUUGUUGAUGUUUGCAAAUGGUGUG